This is a messenger RNA of Lutzomyia longipalpis, 4390 nucleotides long. Its product is annotated as beta-1,4-N-acetylgalactosaminyltransferase bre-4. Lineage: Eukaryota; Metazoa; Arthropoda; Insecta; Diptera; Psychodidae. The record is from RefSeq and is a predicted model, not a curated record. Gene Ontology annotation, molecular function: N-acetyl-beta-glucosaminyl-derivative 4-beta-N-acetylgalactosaminyltransferase activity. Gene Ontology annotation, biological process: glycosphingolipid biosynthetic process; carbohydrate metabolic process. The transcript is spliced from 4 exons. Bases 414 to 1712 code for a protein of 432 amino acids.
GGUGCGCUUUCACAUUUCAGUGUCUAUCUGUCACUCGAAUACUGCAAAACACAACCGUGUGCUUGUGCACAAUAAAUAAAAGAAAGCCCAUAUAUUUUUUUUAGUGAAUAAUUUAAGUGAUGUUUUGGCCAAAUCUUCCGUGAAAAUAGGCUUUUUUCUUUAUUACCCAAGAAUCUCGCAAUUUGAAUCUCAUUUUUUUGUGAAGUCUUGAGGUGUUUUAGGGUGAAAUAUUAAGCAGUGUGUGCAGUGAUCUAACGUCAAAAUUUUACUGGAGCCUGCCUGCAUCCAAAACCAUGUAUUUUCCAAGGAUUUAUUAAAGGCGGAAUUUCGUUCUCUCAAUGAGAUGGGACGACUAUAGGAUGCAGCGUAAUACUUAAUUCAAAUAAGGCUUUGGAGUAUAAUCUCAUGGCCCGAUGGCAUCAUCCUGCGGCCGAGCGCACGCAAUUAAAGCGGCGUUGUUGGUCGGAUUUAUCUUGGUGGUGCUCCUCAAUUUCUUCAGCUACCACUAUGAUGUUAAGUUUGACAAAUUAACCCACAUCCAAACUCUAUCUCACACAAGUUCUCCACUACUGUGGCCAAAGCGAACACGCUCCAGUUCCGAAGUGGCCAACAUAACGCACUCACAGUCAAGUACCUCAGCCUCAGUUAAUGCAACAGCUGCUUCCCCUAUCGCCAAUUCUUCCGCCAUCUCCGUGGAAGAUGCUAAAUCAGCAGGAAAUACAUCAACUACAGCAUCACUCCCGCACAUUCUCAAUGAGACCCUCCCGAUGGAUUUGGAGCACUUCACGAAGGCACCAAAGCGCACUGAUGUCACCACGCGCAGUACAAAGUUCUUCAAGAACAUAAUGACGAAUCUCGGGCUCAAUGCCUGCCCACCAGCACCACCGGAUCUCGAGGGGCCCAUUGAGGUGAAUCUCACAUCGGACACAAUGAGCAGUAUUGAGAGAUGGUUGGCGCCAAAGCUAAAACCUGGCGGUUGGUAUCGCCCAACAGAGUGCAAUGCCAAGGAUCACGUGGCCAUUGUCGUGCCCUUCCGAGAUCGUGAACCACACCUGCCUAUCUUCCUGAAGAACCUCCAUCCCUUCCUGCAGCGCCAACAGGUGAACUAUGGGAUCUUUGUGGUGGAACAAACCACGGGGAAUCUCUUCAAUAGAGCCGCUCUUAUGAAUGUUGGCUUCAAGGAAGCCUCCAAAAUGGCAAAUUGGGAUUGUUUUAUCUUCCACGAUGUUGAUCUUUUACCCAUGGAUGAUCGCAAUCUCUACGUCUGCCCCGAUCAACCGCGUCAUAUGUCCGUUGCAGUGGAUACCUUUGGAUUCAAACUGCCAUAUAGCACAAUUUUCGGCGGGGUGUCCGCAAUGACGACAAAACAAUUUCGUGCGGUCAAUGGAUUCUCAAAUUCCUUUUGGGGUUGGGGCGGUGAGGACGAUGACAUGUCGAAUCGCUUGAAGCAUAUGGGUUUCCACAUAGCCAGGUAUCCCAUUAACAUUGCUCGCUACACAAUGCUGACGCAUAAGAAGGAGAAGGCAAACCCGAAGCGCUAUGAGAAAUUAGUAACUGGAUCUAAGCGCUUUGAAACGGAUGGGCUCAAUUCGGUACGAUAUAGCGUAAAGGAUAUCCAAAAGAAGCCACUCUACACGUGGAUUUUGGUGGAAAUUCAAGAUGUAAGUAAUGCGGAAAUUUUUUUUUUUUUUAGUAAAUCAUUUUUACAUUAAAAUGUCUCGCACUUUUCCAGGGAAGCUGAUAAAAUUGGAAAUGGUUUUGGAAGUUUGGAUUGGGUUAAUUCCACGUGAGAACGUUGAAUCUCAUCUACACCUUUUUUUGUAUAAAUUGCAAUUUAUGUUAGUUUUAGUGAAUGUUAAAAGAAAAAAAUAAAUUGUGUGAUAAAAUAAAAUUUAAUUGAUGUAGAAAUGUCUGAGAAAAACAAAACAGAUUCAAUCUGUUGUUGAUAUUAGUAGAUUUAAAAGAAAUGCGUUGAACAAAUUUUUUUCAUGUGAUUUUUUCAAGAAAUUAGGAAUAAUUUUGCAAAAAAAAACAAUUUCCUCAUUUUCUUUAAACUUCCAAAACUGAAAAAAAAAUAUUAUUAAAAAUAAAAAGAGCUGCUUUAUAUUAUUUUUUAAAGUAAAUAUUAAAUAUUUAUCUUCCCAAAAUGUGAGCCAUAGAAUAGAACAAAAAAUAACAAUUUUAUGCUGGAAAAUAAAUUUGUAUGAUAGAAACUCAUAAACACAUCAUAAAAAAUCAAUUAAAAUUGAAAAAUAUCGAAAUAUUAUUAAAAAACAUUUUAUUCUAUCAAUUGGAAUGUUGAUUAUUGAUAUAAUGAAAAAUAUAAUUAGAAAUUAUAGGUUUUAGUCUAGGUCGAGGUACCUACCCUUUCUGAUUUUUCUUUUCUAAUGCAAUUUGGAAUACAACAUUUCUAAAUUACUUCAAUAAAAUGAAUAAAAUUUCUCCGCCAAAAGCUGCAGCCCGUCUUGCUAAAAUAAAAGAAAAAUAAAACUCAAUUUAAUCUCAAAUAAAAAAUAUUCUAUCUUCUACUACCUAUAGUUACAGAAAAAACUCCCAUUUUGUAUAAACAAACUGUAUUUUAUAAAUUAUCCAAAUUUAAUUGCAAAGAAAAUACUCCAAAAUCCUAAUAUUUGAAAAACUAUUAAAACAAUCAAAAAUAAUUUAUUACUAAAAACGAAGAUGCUGUGCAAUAAUCUUUGAAAAUUUCCUAAAAAGAAAACAACAUUCCACAUGUUAAUUUUAAAAUUAUCAUAAAUAUUGAAGAAAGGAGAUUUUUCAUUUGUUCAUUCGAAUGGAAUCGGGUUACGGUUAUUUUGUAAAGAAUCAAUAUAAGAAAUCGCCCGAGAAAUUUCUUAUUUUUCCAAUGGAACAGAAUGAGAAAAGCCUGAAAAGAUUUGCUUAAAAAUGCAAAAACUGACGUCACUCUUGUUUCUUGUCUGUUUCAAUGCAUGAAACAUUCGUUGUGAUGUUUCAUCGAUUUUUUUUCAAAUUAUUUUAUACUUCAUGAAUUGAAAAAGACAAAAAAAUCUGAAUUGCUUUUAUUUUUAACCCUUUCGCGUUCUGUGGGUCCUAUGUUGAUCCAAAUGUCAAACAUUUCGUUACCCGAAUUUUAAUGAAUUUUAUUAUUUUUCAAAAUUAGAAUUGCGUUGAAUUUACGGAAACAAGGCCAAAAUAUACGUUCUGUCUGACCUUUGAGAGCAGUCACAGAUUAAAUUUCAUGAUAAAAAGACCGCAUGUUUCAAAGUUUCUAUAAUUCAUGCGGACGCGAAAGGGUUAAACAAAUAUUGAGCCUUAUUCAGCGGCCGAGAAAUCCUUGAAAUCUUUGAAAUUUUAAGAUUUCAAGCGAAUUUCAAUGAUUUCUUGGUCGCUGAAUAAACUCCAUAUUUGAAUUUUCUCUGAUGAUUCCAGUGGAAAAAUAUAAAUUCGAUUAGCAAUUUCUAAACCUCUUCUGAUCCCCGACAAAAUUAAUACGCGAAUGAAUAAACUCCUUUUCUUAAUUAAGAAUAUUCUUUAAGCACUUACACUUCUUUAUUCGAAUUUUACGAAGUAAAAAAAAUGAAGAAAGGUGAAGACGUGAAUAUCAAGAAAAAACCACGUCAAUUAAAAAAAUCAAGAUCAUUGUAAAAAAAGAAUUAAAUUUAUCAAAAUUUUUAGUUAAAAAUUUAUUUCAAAGUUUCUUUUGUUACAUUUGGGUUAAUUCUACCCAUUUUUAUUUUUUAAUUCUCCUCUUUUCUUAUUCGAAUCUCAAAAUAAGUGAAAAUAUGAAGAGGCCAGUCUACUUAAAGUAGAUUAAACAUCUAUAAUGAUAUUACUUACCUAUACCUACUCUUUUAAUGCAUGAUAGAUACCAUUAUCAUUGAUAUUAAGUGCCAUGUUGAAGUGAAAAAUGCAUUAAAAGUUACUUUGUUGGCCAAGUUUGGAAAGAGAUACGAGAAAACAUAGAAAUAAUGAAAUUUCGUAGUAAAAUAAUAUUAUACUAAAAAAGAAAAGAAAUAGCUGGGAUAAAAUCAAAUAAAACAAUGACAAGAAUUAAAAGAAAUAUUUUCUGAUAAUGAAGAAAAAAAUUCAAUAGAAAGCGCAAAUUUUUGUAGAAAAUUCUCUACUAAAGCUAAUGUAGAAUGGUUCAAUGAAAAACGUUCAAAAUGCAAAUAAAAUGUGAAGAAGAAGAAAUAAAUACCAGACAUACAAUAAAGAGAAAAAAUGUAAUCUAUAGGUGAGAUUGUAAAGAAUUCCAUAAACUAAUGAAAUAAAUUUACUGAACUGAUGUGAUAAGAAAAUUUCAUAAUAAAAAAAGAUAUAAAAUAAUAUAUAAAAAUGAUAUAUUACAGACACAUCAGUAUUAAUAAAUAGCAAAAAACCAUUUAAAUAAACUUUCAGAAGAAGACCAAAA